CGUGUCCGAUAUACAGGCAAGCACCGCAAGCAUCCGGGAGGUCGUGGUCUUGCUGGUGGUCAACACCACCACCGAACCAACUUUGACAAGUACCACCCCGGUUACUUCGGAAAGGUUGGUAUGCGUCACUUCCACUUGACCAGAAACAGCUACUACAGACCAGUGGUCAACCUGGACAAGCUCUGGACUCUCGUCCCUGCUGAGCAACGCAAGGGCUUGACCUCGAGCUCCACUGAAGUUCCCGUCAUUGACACUCUGGCAGCUGGGUACGGCAAGGUCCUCGGCAAGGGCAGAUUGCCUCAACUUCCCUUCAUCGUCAAGGCACGAUGGGUGUCAGAAUUGGCAGAGAAGAAGAUCAAGGAGGCUGGUGGUGUUGUCAAGCUCAUCGCAUAAACAGCAAACAUGCGCUUCAGUUCACAUCGUCAUCAUGGUUUCAACUAACAAAAUCCUUCGUUCUGUACAUCUAGCCUGGCCAUCGAGUGGCACCGA
Messenger RNA from Ceraceosorus guamensis, 489 nucleotides. RefSeq lists its product as hypothetical. NCBI's taxonomy places the organism in Eukaryota, Fungi, Basidiomycota, Exobasidiomycetes, Ceraceosorales, Ceraceosoraceae. The transcript has 2 exons. Gene Ontology annotation, cellular component: cytosolic large ribosomal subunit; ribosome. The coding region runs from base 121 to 393 and encodes 90 amino acids. The record is from RefSeq and is a predicted model, not a curated record. Gene Ontology annotation, biological process: translation. Gene Ontology annotation, molecular function: structural constituent of ribosome.